UCAGACGGGACCAUCCUGGCUAUUGCGUUGUUGAUCCUCUUCCUCCUACUGGCAUUGGCUCUCCUCUGGUGGUUCUGGCCCCUUUGCUGCACGGUGAUCAUCAAAGAGCCUCCCCCACCUCCUGCAGAAGACAGCGAGGAGGAAGAUGAUGAUGGCCUUCCAAAGAAGAAAUGGCCAACAGUAGAUGCCUCUUAUUAUGGUGGACGAGGAGUUGGUGGCAUCAAACGAAUGGAGGUGCGCUGGGGGGAAAAGGGCUCCACAGAGGAAGGUGCUAAGCUAGAGAAAGCCAAGAAUGCCAGAGUCAAGAUGCCAGAACAGGAAUACGAGUUCCCUGAACCCAGGAACCUUGCGAACAACAUGCGCAGGCCUUCCUCUCCUCGGAAGUGGUACUCUCCAAUCAAGGGGAAAUUGGAUGCUCUCUGGGUCUUGCUGCGGAAAGGUUACGACCGUGUCUCUGUGAUGCGUCCACAGCCAGGAGACAAG
Molecule: messenger RNA, 483 nt
Organism: Eurypyga helias (sunbittern)
Lineage: Eukaryota; Metazoa; Chordata; Aves; Eurypygiformes; Eurypygidae
Product: anthrax toxin receptor 1
Exons: 5
Cellular component (GO): membrane
Molecular function (GO): signaling receptor activity
Source: RefSeq, a predicted model, not a curated record